This is a messenger RNA of Cebus imitator (Panamanian white-faced capuchin), 3431 nucleotides long. It is a transcript of the gene GAREM1, whose product is annotated as GRB2 associated regulator of MAPK1 subtype 1. NCBI's taxonomy places the organism in Eukaryota, Metazoa, Chordata, Mammalia, Primates, Cebidae. Gene Ontology annotation, molecular function: proline-rich region binding. The record is from RefSeq and is a predicted model, not a curated record. Bases 449 to 3079 code for a protein of 876 amino acids. The transcript is spliced from 6 exons. Gene Ontology annotation, biological process: cellular response to epidermal growth factor stimulus; epidermal growth factor receptor signaling pathway.
UCAGUGCUGGGAGCGCUGCUAUGGCGUUUCUCAGACCCGCGGCUCCUCCUCACACUCUCGAGGCGGAGGGAAGGAGGGGUAAGAGGAGGAGGCGAGAGGGCGGCCGCCGCAGCUGCAGAGCCGGGGCCAGAGGAGGAGGCGGAGCGGGAGCCGCCGCAGCCACCCGGGCCGCCGCCGCCCCCCGCAGCCGCUGGGCUGCUCUGAGUCCUCUCCGGGCUUGAGGGCACGCGGGGCGCCCCAGCCAUGCCCCGCAGCGGCAGCUGAGCCGGGCGCCGGCCCCCUUCCUCCGGGCCGCCCCAGCCGCCGCGCCCCCCGGCUGCCCGCGGCUGGAGCUGCCCAGCGCCUCCCGCGCGCCCCAGACCGCGAGCGCGAGCAGCGGCAGCCGCCGAGGCGCGGGUGGUGCGGGCGGCGGCGGCGGGGGAGCGCGGGACAGGAGGCGGCGGGGAAGAUGGACCCGGCGCCCUCGCUGGGCUGCAGCCUCAAGGAUGUGAAGUGGAGCUCGGUGGCGGUGCCGCUCGACCUGCUAGUCAGCACUUACCGGCUGCCCCAGAUCGCGCGGCUGGACAACGGAGAGUGCAUAGAAGGGCUGCGGGAAAAUGACUACCUGCUGAUUCAUUCCUGCCGUCAGUGGACCACCAUCACUGCCCACAGCUUGGAGGAGGGCCACUAUGUCAUUGGGCCAAAGAUAGAGAUUCCAGUACAUUAUGCAGGGCAAUUCAAGCUGCUGGAACAAGACCGAGAUAUAAAGGAGCCAGUGCAAUAUUUCAACAGUGUGGAGGAGGUGGCUAAGGCAUUUCCUGAACGCGUGUACGUCAUGGAGGAUAUCACAUUCAACGUGAAGGUUGCUUCAGGUGAAUGCAAUGAAGACACUGAAGUUUACAACAUCACCCUGUGUACUGGGGAUGAACUCACUCUAAUGGGGCAAGCAGAAAUCCUUUAUGCAAAGACAUUCAAGGAAAAGUCACGACUCAAUACAAUCUUCAAAAAGAUUGGGAAGCUCAAUUCCAUCAGCAAGCUGGGAAAAGGCAAAAUGCCGUGCCUCAUUUGCAUGAAUCACAGGACCAAUGAAAGCAUUAGCCUUCCAUUCCAGUGCAAGGGCAGAUUUAGCACCCGGAGUCCCCUGGAACUUCAGAUGCAAGAGGGCGAACACACCAUUCGCAACAUUGUGGAAAAGACCAGGCUUCCUGUGAAUGUGACUGUGCCAAGCCCCCCGCCGAGAAACCCGUACGACCUCCACUUCAUCCGUGAAGGGCACCGCUACAAGUUUGUGAACAUCCAGACCAAGACGGUGGUGGUUUGCUGUGUGCUGCGGAACAACAAGAUCCUCCCCAUGCACUUUCCUUUGCACUUGACUCUCCCCAAGUUCAGCCUCCCAGAACACCUGGUGAAGGGAGAGGGAUGGCCCGAAACCCUGGUCCAUCACUGGCUAGGUAUCUGCCAAGAACAGUUCGACAUCGAUGAGUAUUCACGGGCUGUCCGUGAUGUGAAAACCGACUGGAAUGAGGACUGCAAGAGCCCCAAGAAGGGCCGGUGCUCUGGCCACAACCACGUGCCCAAUUCCCUCAGCUACGCCCGCGAUGAGCUCACACAGUCCUUCCACCGACUCUCGGUCUGUGUGUAUGGUAACAAUCUCCAUGGCAACAGCGAGGUGAACCUUCAUGGUUGCAGGGACCUGGGAGGAGAUUGGGCCCCCUUUGCUCAUGACAUCCUGCCGUAUCAGGACUCUGGUGAUAGUGGGAGCGACUACCUUUUUCCGGAAGCUAGUGAAGAAUCAGCAGGUGUCCCAGGAAAGUCAGAACUUCCCUACGAAGAGCUGUGGCUGGAGGAAGGCAAGCCCAGCCAUCAGCCUCUCACUCGCUCCCUGAGCGAGAAGAGCAGAUGUGAUCAGUUUAGAGGUUCUGUCCGAUCCAAAUGUGCAACUUCACCUCUUCCCAUCCCUGGGACUCUGGGAGCAGCAAUGAAGUCUUCAGAUACUGCCCUACCUCCACCUCCAGUGCCUCCCAAAUCUGAAGCCGUCAGAGAAGAAUGCCGGCUCCUGAACGCCCCACCUGUUCCACCCCGAAGCGCAAAGCCUUUGUCCACCAGUCCCUCCAUCCCACCUCGCACAGUCAAGCCAGCGCGGCAACAGACUCGCUCUCCCAGCCCUACCUUGUCCUACUAUUCUUCAGGGCUGCACAGCAUCAGCGUCACUAAAACUGACACAAGUCCUUGUGAAAGCGCUCCUGUUUCCUGCUAUCCAUGUAACCGAGUGAAAACUGAUUCUGUGGACCUGAAAUCCCCGUUUGGAAGUCCUUCUGCUGAAGCUGUGUCCUCUCGGCUCUCGUGGCCUAACCAUUAUUCAGGAGCCUCAGAGAGCCAGACCAGGAGCGACUUCCUGCUGGAUCCAAGCAGGAGUUAUAGUUAUCCCAGACAAAAGACGCCAGGCACACCAAAGAGAAACUGCCCAGCACCUUUUGAUUUUGACGGCUGUGAGCUCUUGGCCAGCCCCCCUAGCUCAGCCACUGUAGACUUCAGUAGCAGCAUCUCUGGUUGUCCCAAGUCAGCCAGCUACUCUCUGGAGAGCACAGACAUGAAAACUCUUGCAGCUGGUGUGACAAAGCAGAGUACUUCAUGCCCUGCCUUACCACCCAGGGCCCCAAAACUAGUGGAAGAGAAGGCUGCCUCCGAAAUAUCUCCUUUGCCUCUGAAAAUUGAUGGUGCUGAGGAAGACCCCAAGUCUGGGUCACCAGAUCUCUCUGAGGACCAGUAUUUUGUUAAAAAGGGCAUGCCGGACACCUUCUCUGCCUCCUACCCUUUCUCAUCUCCGCUCCACCUCCAGCUGGCCCCCCGAUCCUGUGGCGAUGGUUCCCCUUGGCAGCCACCUGCUGACCUAUCAGGACUCUCCAUAGAGGAAGUAUCCAAGUCACUACGGUUCAUUGGUUUGUCCGAAGAUGUCAUAUCAUUCUUUGUUACCGAAAAGAUUGAUGGGAACCUGCUUGUUCAGCUAACAGAAGAAAUCCUCUCAGAGGAUUUCAAACUGAGCAAACUUCAGGUGAAGAAGAUAAUGCAAUUCAUUAAUGGCUGGAGGCCCAAAAUAUAGCCAAAUAACUCCAGCCAGCAUGGAACAAAACUGAUCAAUGUGUGUGCUAGAAGGGGUGGGCUGGGACACAAUUUCAUGUUUUUGCACUAAAAACCUUCUCUGUAAAUAGGGAUAAGAGAAACUCUUACUAUGCAGAUUAUGUUUUUGAAUGGUGAACAGGCUAUUUUGUACAUCAAUAAAAAUGCUGUACAGAACACUUGGAGGUGUGCCUUGUACGUCACUCAACAAACACUCAGCAGCUGCUAAAAGAAAAAAAGGCAUAUGCAGAGAAAUCAUUCUUACCCAAGUAGGUUUAUGCGAGAAGGUAUGAUAUUUAUUACAAAAUAGCCAAAGCUGAAAGACAUAAAAAUCU